Sordaria macrospora k-hell is the source of this 1878-nucleotide messenger RNA. Lineage: Eukaryota; Fungi; Ascomycota; Sordariomycetes; Sordariales; Sordariaceae. The record is from RefSeq and is a predicted model, not a curated record.
AUGCAAAACCGCGGGUGCGGCAAGACAUGCCAGUUCACCGACUGUGCCUUCGUCAGCACGGUCCGCAACCCAUGCGGAUGCCCGUCAUCGAUACCCACGGCGACUUUAAUCGCCCCUUGCGAAGCCGACUGUCCAUACGGCGGAUGCAGCAUCGAGUUCAAGACAAGUGCUUUAACAUGCCCUGCAAACACCACCUCUUCAAGCACCUCCUCCCGCCGCUGGCCACCAUGGCAAACCCGAACUUCAACUACCACAACCACCACCUCGCCGCCGCCCAGACCCACCAGCACAAAGACUAUCGUGCGUAGCACAAGCACAUCAACCACGCGUGCUACAUCCACCUCUUACACGCAAACCACCAUCAGCUGGAGUAUCAUCACGCUCCCACCAAAGCCCACCAAAACGUCGACAACGCCAUGUCCCACGCCGGUCGACGUUGAACGUGCCGUGCGGAUGUACCGUCAAGACGCUGUUGUACGUUCAGGGGUGUACCACGACGUGUUCGGAGGGGUGCUUGACACGCACCGAGACGGCCAGCGCGACGGGCUAACGGCUCUCUCUUGUAGAUGCCCUCAAGACCCACAGGCGGGAUCAAUUUAUAGGUACAGCUUGAGCCCUUUCGCCAGUCUAAGAAUGUACCCACGGAUUGCACUCCUAGCCGUCCCAUUCGUCCUCUACUCCCAGCCUCAUGGUGUUUUCGAAGAUCCGGAUAGCAGCGUCGAUACGCUUUCUCAGACGAGAGAAGAAGCUCACAGGCGAUACAGCGAGAUCUUCCGGGAUAUCGAAGCCAUGAUCGAUGACCAUAUUGCCCACCAAAACAAUGCCGAAAAUCCAUUCCCAUCCAAGCUCAAGCUCCUGGUUCCCGGUAUCGGACCCUUCUUCACGCGGUUGCCGCUCGAAGCGGCCUUCAAGUUUCAGGACAACAAGCGCCAUAUCUCAUCACGCCGCUUUGUGUCGCCGUCUUUCAACGACAUCCGCUUGAUCCUCAACUCGGCCCAGAUAAUGGCGGUGACGACUUACGGAACUCUUCAGCUCGCUACUUUUGAUGGUGACGUGACACUUUACGACGAUGGCCAGAGCUUGGAACCAACCAGUCCUGUGAUUCCUCGACUACUAGACCUUCUCCGCAAAAACGUCAAAAUUGGCAUCGUCACCGCAGCAGGCUACACCACCGCCGACCGCUACUACGCACGCCUGCACGGACUAUUGGACGCCAUGGCCAACAGCGCCGACCUGACCCCUUCGCAAAAGCAGUCUCUGGUCGUCAUGGGUGGCGAAGCCAAUUAUCUCUUCGAGUUCGACUCGUCCUCGCCUGACCUCCUGACGCUCGUCCCGCGUUCGCGCUGGCUAACCCCCGAGAUGGACAAAUGGGAGGAUAAGGACAUCACCGACCUCCUGGACGUAGCAGAGUCCACCCUGGGCGACUGCAUCAAGACGCUCAACCUGCCCGCCACGCUUAUGCGCAAAGACCGCGCCGUCGGCAUCAUCCCUGUUUCACCGGAGAUUCGCAUCCCGCGCGAGAGCCUGGAGGAGACGGUUUUGCUUGUUCAGAAGGCCCUCGAGCUCAGUCCCGUGGGCCGGAGCAGGAGAGUGCCAUUUUGUGCCUUCAAUGGUGGAAGGGACGUGUUUGUUGACAUUGGCGACAAGAGCUGGGGUGUUACGGUUUGUCAAAGGUGGUUCUCGCAGAAGGAACCCUCGGGUCCUCAAGGGAUCAUCAAGGCUGAGAAUACCCUGCAUGUGGGCGACCAGUUCCUUAGUGCGGGCGCGAACGAUUUCAGGGCAAGAAGCGUGGGUACGACAGCGUGGAUUGCGAGUCCCGCGGAGACGGUGGAGUUGCUGGAUGAGUUGGCGGAGUUGAUGGGGAAGAAGAUGUCUUGA